CCCUCUUCAACUUCAAUUUUCAUUCUUUCUUCCAACUUCAUCAAUCCAACGAAAUGGCCCCUCGCCCUCGCGGGAUCCCUUCCUUCUUCAAGAUCAUGCUCGACUGUUCCGCUACUCAUCUGCCAUUGCCAACUGGUUUUGUCCGCAAGCACUUGGAGAACAACAUCCCUGAAAACGCAACACUCCGAUCUGUAAAUGGAGGCUAUUCAUGGAGAUUGAAGAUAAAAAAAGAUGGUGAUAUUUACUGCUUUGCUGAUGGAUGGAAACAGGUAAUUGAAGAUACCCGGUUGGAGUUUGGGGAUUUUAUUGUCUUUUGGCUCCUUGGUCGCUCCAUCUUCAAGUUCUUAAUUUUCGGUACCAAUGGGUGUGAAAAAAAAUUCCCGCUUGAACAUGAUCACAUUCAUGAUGAUGAAGAAGAAGAUGAUGAUAUUGAUGGGGAUGCUGGGGAUCCUUGCUUUACGAAGGUUAUACCUAAAAAGGGAAAACAAAAAUUUGCUUUGGUAAGAUUUGGGGUAAUAAGUAAUCAUAAAUUCAUCAUAUAUAAUGAUAAUAACUUUUGUUUGCAUCAGCGGUUUCCGUUGGAAUUUGCACGAUUGAUCAGAUUGACUGCAGGAAGAACAAUGAGCAUGAAGAAUCUGGAAGGAAAAGAGUGGCCAGUAAGGUUACUUUCAGAGGGGGGACAUUAUACAAGGUAUUAUUUGUCCAAGGGGUGGAGUGAAUUCCUGCGAGAUAAUGACAUAUGUGAAGGAGAUACAUGUGUAUUCAAGUAUCUCAGAACCGAAGAUAAGUUCUGUCUAGCAGAAAUCACCAAGAAAAGAGUUCAAGCCGACAGAGCUAUGGCUGUUGAAGGUCUGAAGAGACCAAGAGGGCGGCCGGCACGUGUGGUGGUGGAGCAGCCAGCCGGAAAAGUUUUAAAAAGACCGAGAGGUCGGCCGCCGCGUGUGGAGGUGGCGGUGGAGAAAAAGGUGAGGCCGACAGAGCCAGAUGAAGGCUUGAAGAGGAAGAGUGUGGAGAGUAAAGAUGGCGGUGUGGAGAUGGUGAAGAGACCACGUGGAAGACCAUUUAAGAAGAAGAUGGCGGCUGAAGUUGAUAAAAAACCCUAACAAUACUAACUUAUAUGAUGUAAACAAGUGUAACAUUUUUUUUAUAAACGUUACUUAUUAUUAUUCAUCCUCGCUAACAAAUGAAAAUAAUUUUGCCACA
This is a messenger RNA of Lactuca sativa (garden lettuce), 1203 nucleotides long. Its product is annotated as B3 domain-containing protein Os03g0212300. The record is from RefSeq and is a predicted model, not a curated record. NCBI's taxonomy places the organism in Eukaryota, Viridiplantae, Streptophyta, Magnoliopsida, Asterales, Asteraceae. Gene Ontology annotation, molecular function: DNA binding.